Molecule: messenger RNA, 4469 nt
Organism: Odontomachus brunneus
Lineage: Eukaryota; Metazoa; Arthropoda; Insecta; Hymenoptera; Formicidae
Product: oxysterol-binding protein-related protein 2
Exons: 9
Coding region: 1071-2399 (442 amino acids)
Cellular component (GO): cytosol; intracellular membrane-bounded organelle; membrane
Molecular function (GO): sterol binding
Source: RefSeq, a predicted model, not a curated record
CGCCGUCACGCCCGCGAGCUCAACAGUCUUCUCGGGGUGUACAGCUGAUCGUGAGAGCACAGGCUCGCAAGAAGACGUCGCGGCCACUGCGGGAAGAGACGACUUCUGGGCUUUCGAUCUUUUAUCAUGAGCGAGUGACGACGGCUGGUGGUGGUCAGCUGAUCGUCGGCGGAUCCUCCGCGAGUGAUCGCGUCUCGCGGUUAAAUUAGAGCGAGAGGUAUCGGGCACCGAUCCACCGGGAUGUCGUCGAGAUAGCGGGACGGGACUCUGGGGAGAAAAGAACGCCGGACGGUCCAUUUAGAUGUCACGCACCCCUGUCUCCUUUUCUUCGUCUUGCAGCCGAGAGAUCGAGAGAUCUGAGUUGAGAUCUGUGAACGAGGGUUUGUCCGAGGAUUCGUCGUCCGCUUUGAGGAGGCUCAUGAUAAGGAUUCGAGAAUUCGAGACGGAGUAAAAGAGUCACGACGAGGGGAUCGCGGAUCGACCUGAAUGUACAAAGCAUCUCUGAGCAUCUCAUCCGAGGAGCCGCCUAGUUUCUAAGGACCCGAGGGCAUUCUGUAGUUUCUAAGGACCCCGGCUUGCUUGGCGGGCGGGUAACAGUCCGAAUACUAACCGAGUUUUCUAAAAAAGCGUAACGUAGAAUCUUUGGAAUAAUUUUUGGAAACUAAAAAGUCUAACAAAUAAAUUUUGCACGAAGAUCCGACUUUAUAACUACACUACCCAGCGAUCUAAAGAUCCGCGCUGCGCUACUCCUUCAAGUUAGACGUCCGUUCGAGUAUCCAAGAUAUCUCAGAGCGUUCGAGGAUCUUUGAGUGCUCUCUCUCUCUCUCUCUCUCUCUCUCUCUCUCUCUCUCUCUCUUUCUUUCCCUCUUUCGUUCGUUUUGUCUAUGAAGUCUUCCAAUGGAACAAUGCAGCCAAAUAAUCUGCCACAAGUCCUCGAGCGUCGCUUAGUAAAUCGUCGGGCUUCGUAAUCACCGAAUGUCGGUGAAAAUCCCAGUAUCGAUUCAUAAGAGCGACAGAUUGAAAGCUCCUGCGGCUGUCAGGACGCUCGAUAACCACAAGAGACCCGUACAAUGGCCAGCGAAAGGAUAUCGGGACAACACAGAACAUCGUUACCGGUUCCGGGCCAUUCCGAAGUAAAUCUCUGCUCGGUGCUGUCGCUGGGCAAAGAUCUCAGCAAAAUCACCAUGCCGGUCAUUUUCAAUGAGCCGCUUUCUUUUUUGCAACGAGUUGCCGAAUAUAUGGAAUAUGCCAGAUUGCUGAAGCUGGCGUCACAAGAGGAAUCGUCAAUCUCGAGGCUUCAGUACGUCGCGGCUUUCGCUGUGAGUGCUCUUGCCUCAAACUGGGAACGCCUCGGAAAACCCUUCAAUCCGAUUUUAGGAGAGACUUACGAGCUGGAACGUGAAGAUUUUCGAAUAAUAUGCGAACAGGUGUCGCAUCAUCCUCCGGUCUCUGCGUUUUACGCCGACAGCGAGGACUUCAUUUUUCAUGGCAGCAUCCAUCCUAAAUUGAAAUUUUGGGGAAAAUCAAUAGAAGUGCAUCCGAAGGGAGUUGUCACUGUCGAGCUACCUAAAUGGAAGGAAGCUUACACUUGGCAAAACGUCAAUUGCAUCCUGCACAAUGUGCUGGUGGGUCAAUUGUGGAUGGAACAAUUGGGUGCUUUGGAUAUCAGACAGUACGGAGGAGACAAUCUGAAGGCCACGCUGGCGUUCAAAAGCGGCACGUGGAACGGCAAAGAUCUCCAUCGCGUCGAGGGCUUUAUAACGGAUCAGGAAAAAAGGAAGCUGCUGUUCCUCUACGGCAAAUGGACCGAAAGAUUACGAUCCUGCGAGCCCUCGUUCUACGAAGAAGCACUCGAGAAGAUCAAGAGGGAGGCAAAAAGCCCGCAAGGCAGUCCGGGUCACAAGAAGGUCCUAGCGAAGCUCCACAGUCUCAAAGUCGGAGCUUUCAAACCUUUGCAUCAGGACGCAAUAGACGAUUCUUCGGCAAGUAUGGACAGCGACGAGAUGCCCGUCGUGGACGAGAUUCCAGGAUCCACCACACUGUGGGAAGUCACGCCGAGGCCCAGCAACAGUUCAGACUAUUUCCAAUUCACAACGUUCGCGAUGUCGCUAAACGAACUAGACCCUGACAUGGGGAAGACCCUGUGCCCGACCGAUUCCAGACUAAGACCGGAUAUCCGAAAGUUGGAGACGGGUGAUCAAGAUGGGGCUGCGACUGAGAAAAUCAGGCUCGAGGAAAAGCAGAGGGACACCCGUAAAGCCCGCAAACACAAGAGAGGACACGAAUACGUCCCCAGAUGGUUCCAGUCGAGCACGAACCCGUACACAGGUCAGGAGGAUUGGUUAUAUCAGGGCGGAUAUUGGGACCGUAAUUACGCCGACGUCGAGGACAUAUUUUAAUGAAGAUGGAGCUUAUUAGCUUCCAUUAAAUGUCCGGCGCCCGCGUGGAUCGAUAAUAUCGGAUCAGGCGUGUGGACGGACGUGCGGACGUCGUUAGUGCAAAUAAAUAAGUAAAUCGCCUAAGGACAGGUGGGUAGAUCGUAAUAGGUGCCUCUAGAGGUCAAUGUCUCAGUGUAAAGUAAUUGUAAAAAGCGAAUCGUGCGCGAGAGUUUUCGGUGCACGAAAGGGAACCCGACGAGUCACCACGAGGAAGGUCUCCUUCUACGCGCGCUCUCUCUUCGGGUUCCUCUUUGCCGCUACAAGUAAUCCAGCUCCUCACGCGGAACGGAUGGAUCAAAAAUAUCGAGACGACCCCUGUAAACCCGAGUCGCGGUGAUUGAGGACCGGUUGCCGAGUGUUCGAUUAUCUUCGAUUCGUCUCGCUUGCCGCGAAACUCCGACACUAUUUUUAUAAGAGGCCAAGUCGGGCGACCGGAAAGGCGAUUCAUAGUCUUCCUGUUCAGAGAGCCCGACAGGAGCUCUUCGAAGAGUAAACAAAGGUGUAUGUAGGAAAAUCACAAAAAUUCAUUUCUCGCGACUCACUUUAAGUAGAUUUUAUUUAAAGCGAAAUCGGAACCUGAUUCUGGUUUGAGAUGUCACAAAUAGUUUACCAUUCGUAUUUAGAACAUGCCUUGAAAAUGAAUUGUUGAAUAAAAGUGUUGAGACAAAAUUUGGCAACUCAUGACGCAAAAUUGUCAAAAUUCACCGAAGUUUCAGAAAGGAUAUUGUUACUUGCAAAUUUUUUAAAUUAAUUUUUGUUAAAAAACUGUUCAGUAAAACUAUUCUCGUAAAAAAAGAAUUCUAUAAUUUAUAUUUGCACGAUUUCAUUCCCAUUUACAUUGUUGUUAUAUCCUACAUUUACAAUAUAAAGUCAUACUCUGAAUUAUAAGUGAAAUUUAUUUCCUAUCAUUUCUCUCCGAUAAAUGGUGUGUUCGUGCAUUACUGCGAUAAAAAUGGAAUCGAAUAGAUACAAAUUUAUCGAACGUAUAAAAACAAAAAAAAGAAAAAUAUCUAAUGAAUACGAACUAGGAAUAUAUCGAUUUGAUCAUAUCAAUAGUUUUUCUGGUCAUAUCAAUAGUAGUCUGAUUCCCUCUUUGUCGGACUUUUUGAACAAGGAUCUCGUAGAUCUUCAUGUAAAUACAGCGACUGUACAAUAUAUCUGUAACAAAGUCAGGCAAACCGAACGAUGAUUCUUCGCGACGGCUUCGUAAUCGAGCAAUAAUAAUUAUUUAACAUAGAUUUCCCGUUAUUUACGUUUCCCUCGCGGAAUCUAGAAAGAAAGGGAAUCGACUGAUUGGGGCAGUUACGGAUCGGUUGUUUCGAUGUAAUCUGUUGUUAAUGCGUUGCGAAAAAUGCCGCUGCAGGACGAGAGAAGGAUAAAAAGAAUCCCACACGUAUUUGCCGCACACUAGUUUGGGGCAAGAUUAUAUUCGCGAAUAAUGAGUGAGGAUUUUAAAUAUGCGUUUGCACAAAUUAUUGUCGUAAAUAUACAAAAAAUAAAAAGAGAAACUAGCUAUAUAAAGUAUACGCCGAUACGUUUUCUGUGAGAAUAUAUAUAUAUACAUAUAUAUCUGUGAAUAUAAUUAUUGAUGUGUGUAUAAAAUAUACUCUGAUAUACUCUCACGCAAACACAUAUUUGACACUGUUCGUCUGUGUUGUUAUUCGCGAAUAUACGUCUUGACCAACACUAUCGAACACACGCAUUGCUUACAGGUCAAUUAAACGUAUCUUUUGCGCGAUAGACGCUUCGUAGGGAUAAAUCCGAGUAAAUUAAAUGCGUCGCGUACCGUGUAUGCGUUUGUGUGACACGCUUAAUCUAGGAAGAAUGACAAUAAUUUUGUUGAGGUUCUCAAAAGGCAAAAAUAAUUUUGAACAUUGAUAAAAAUAAAGAGAAAAAAAAGAAAAACACUUGUACUCUAAACGGUGCUAUACAGAGCGAAACACCCGAAACAUUUGACACUUGCUUCAUUUUUCAUCUUUUCCUGUUGAGUUCUCUAGCAAUGACAAUUUACACUAUAAGUUACUUACAUCA